This is a messenger RNA of Colletotrichum scovillei, 2041 nucleotides long. RefSeq lists its product as uncharacterized. The record is from RefSeq and is a predicted model, not a curated record. Gene Ontology annotation, biological process: DNA-templated transcription; regulation of DNA-templated transcription. The transcript is spliced from 3 exons. Gene Ontology annotation, molecular function: zinc ion binding; DNA-binding transcription factor activity, RNA polymerase II-specific; DNA binding. Bases 62 to 2041 code for a protein of 659 amino acids. NCBI's taxonomy places the organism in Eukaryota, Fungi, Ascomycota, Sordariomycetes, Glomerellales, Glomerellaceae.
AUCCUACCGACCACAAGCUCUCUUCUCACAACUGCCUGGGUCUCAAUGGAACGAAACUGCAAUGAGUGAGCCAAGACGUCUAGGACCACGAGACCGUCCUUCUUGCAAGCCCUGCCGUGAUCGCAAAGUCCGUUGCAAUCGGGGCCUCCCUUGCUCGCAGUGCACUCGCUUACAGCUCUCAUGUGUGUUCGAGGCCAGAACGAGAAGAGCCCCCGUAAAUGCCCGAUCAGUCAAGUCCUCUUCGCCAUGCGAUGCGAACGUAUCAUCGUUCUGCGAAACUCCUGCAAAUCAUCAAGCAGUUGAGUCAUCGUCACAACCUCCUCCAGGGCAAACGAUACAACCGACGAACCAGGAAGUUCUUGACCGACUUGCUCGAGUUGAAGGACUCUUAUCCAAUCUUGUCUCCUCUCUUCGUAAUGGAGCCCCGGUGCAAGACCCAGGUGGACAGAGCAAGCCUGGGACGGACCCCAUUCCGGCUCCACCGAUCCUGCCAUCACAAGAAGUCCUUGUCGGAGACGGGGAGAGAGGAAACUUUGUAGAUGAUUCAGUAUUUGUUGGCUUAUUUCUUGGGGACCCGCCUCGACAACGACCAAUAGCCGGUACGAAGACUAGAGAUCCCAUACCCAACGCAACAACUCAACACAUAUCUCCCCACUAUGGCAUAGCAGCCACGGAUGUCUUUGGAUCUGACCCGGAGACCAUAUCAGUACCUCCUCACGUCCUUACCAGGCUAUGGAUCGUCUAUCUACAAAACGUUGAUCCCUUGAUCAAAAUACUCCACAUACCCACGAUCCAGCCAGUGAUGCUUGGUGUCGCAGCCAAACCUCAAGGAGCAGACAAUAUCACACAUGCUCUUCUGUAUACCACUGCCUUUGCGGCAACGACCAGGACUGAAGGCUCUGGCAAUCUACUUAGUACGACAAUUCCUGUUCCACAAUUCAUACAUUACGCAUUGCUGAUCACGCAUACACAGACUGCACUAAGAACCUUCGACACCGGACGAACCAUCUGGACGCUCACCGGCCUCGCAAUCAGAAUAGCAGAAUCCCUCGGCGUACACGAAGAUGGCUCCCGUCUCGGCCUGGGCCCCUUUGAGACGGAAAUGCGCUGUCGUCUCUGGUGGCAUCUCACCGCCCUAGACGCCACGGCGCCCGAAAGCCAUGGUUUCAACAACACGAUGGCCGACCGCGGUAAAAUAUUUCGCUUACCGCUGAAUGUAAACGAUACCGAGCUAUGGCCCCAGAUGGACAACGCCCCUACCGGAAGAGACGAAUGGACCGAGACGACAUUUUCGAUUAUGAACCUCGACCUCUGCCGCAACCUACGCCACGCCGUCUCCGCUGUCGGGGCGGCGGACGAGCAGACGAGGGAGGCCAAGAUCCAGCAGACGGAGUCGUCAAUGGCCCAUCGCUGGCUCCGGUUCGCACCGAAGAAUAGUGACGUAUGUCGUGCCGCGGAGUCUUUGCUUCGAAUAUCUGUAGCCAAAGCGCGCUUCAUCUUGAUGCUCCAGGCCUGGCUCUCGGCGCCGAUGGAACAAGAAUGUAGGUACCGUUACCUGCCCCAUUCCCUGUUCACCACUGCCAUCGAAUUGCUCGAGCAAGGGUACCUGCUGCAGUCAGGAAAGCUUUUCCCUGGAUACGCUUGGUUCUAUCAGCAGCACCCGCAGUUGUACGCCUUGUUCCUCACGCUCCGCACGCUCGUCGAUUCGCCCGAACGAGGGGAGGCGGAGCGCGCUUGGCUUGCGGUGGAUAACUACAUCGCCUGCCUCGCUGACUUUGAAGAAGCGAAUGAGCGGAGAGGGAAGAAGAGUUGCGUGUGGGCGGCUAUGGGGCCUUUGCGAGACCGGGCGAGGGAGUCGGUUCGACAGCGUGAUACUACUUUUGAAAUAGCGAUACCGGUAGCGGCGUCCCCAAAGAUGCCAUCUGGGGAGAACUUUGGCACCGGAACAUCGCAAUCGUGGAAUGCGAUCGCGCUUGAGCCGCUGGCGUUUGAUAACAUUCUUACAUGGCAUGAUUUCUCAGAUCUGUUUGAUGUCAUAUGA